AGACGUGAGCUGUUGGCUUACCACAUGAAUUGCAUCAAGAUGGCUCAUCCAUCAAUGAGUGAUGGUCCUUUUCUCGGUCAGGACUAUGUCAAGCGAGCACCAGUCACAUUUGCAGUGUCCACUCGAGAAGACGAAACAAAGAACAUGGAUCCAAAAUUUUUAGAGAUACAAGAAGAAAUACUGCAAGAUGUGGUGCAGAAGAACAAGUUUGGUGAUCACAUGGUGUUGGCAGAGAAAAAUCCGAAUAAACUGACUUUUCGUGUUGACAACACACGAUCUGGCACCAAGAAUCGUGAUCCGGUGGUGAUGAAGGUGAAGGAGAUAUUUGUAGCAAUGGUACAGUCACUGUGGAGUCAACGACAGGCUAUUCCUUUGCCGUGGGCAGUUCUGGAUAAAUUGUUGGGCAGAGUGUCUCAACUGGCAGGCAACGAAGGCAAAAUACUCGACAUCGAUGAAGUGUGCGAGUUGGCUCGAAAAUUCUGUGAUAUUUUAACAGUUGGAGAAUGUCGAUCGGCACUGAAAUAUUUGUCGAGUUUGAGCACGAUUGCAUUCUAUUCAAAUGUAAGUGAGUUAGAAAGAAAGGUUUUCACUGAUCUACAGUGGCUGGUCAAUGUCCUCACUGUGUUUGUGACCAUCUUUGAUAAGAAAAACAUUCCUCCAUAUUUGUGGGACGAUAUUGACAAAGUGGAGAACGAAGGAUUGAUGUCUUGGCGUUUGGCUCAGUAUUUGCUAGAGAACGAAGGGGUCAACGAGAAUCAGUUUGUGGCCAUCCUUCAAGUGAUGCACCUAUUCGACAUCAUCUGUCCCAUGAAUAUGUCACCCGAGAUGCCGAAGUCUGUCUUGGCAGUUGGGCAGUCAUUUUUCAUUCCCUGCUUGUUGGCACAAAUAUAUGAGAGGCAGAUGGUAUGGCAACAGAAUGUCGGUUCUACUCGGUUUCCUCCAUCUCUCAUCUUUCGUCCCGAGGGAUUUGAUGCGACUCCCGAGGUGAUCUACUUUCGCCUGGUGUCUCGUUGUGCCAGUGAAUAUGCCCAUCCUCGUCCCAUUCUGAAAAGAAGAUAUGCUGUCUUCCAUGUGAAUGAUGAUCUUGAGCUCGAUCUGGAACUGGUUUAUCAUAAACUGCGUUACAUUAUUGCUACUGUCUACUUUCCAGAUGAUGAAAUUUGUAUGAAUGAGCUGAAACAACAAUGUAGCAUUACUCGUCGUUUUCUUAUUCGUCAGCUAAAUGAGGUCAAGAAAAGAGGAUUGGAUGGCAUCAAAUUUACUGUUUGUGUUAAGCCUCCACCAACCAAAGCUGAAGUAGCUGAUUUAAUAGAUGACGAUUGUCUUGUGUGCAUUGAUGAAUAUCCACAACGAAGAAGUUUGUUAGAUCGGAAGAAUGAGCGUGUGCCACGAAAGCAGUUUCCUACCUUGGAUCUCUGGUUUAAUGACUCAGGGAAAGUCUCUGAUGGUGCAAUUGGAUGUGAUGCAAGACAACAAGACGAGCCACAGACAAGAUACUCACUUGAUUUUGAUACAGUGAGAAAUGCUGUUGUUAAAUACGGCUUUAACCAGUGGUACGAGAUUGGACUCAAUUUGGAACUAAAUGGCAAUGAGAUCAUAGAUAAAACUCAUGUAAUACCUACUCCCACUGGCAAGUUAUUAGCUGUCAUUGAGGCAAAAAGGGUGAAAGAUGGAAGAGUGAAAACAGCAGAGGACAUGUUGAGGGCAUGUUAUUACAUACCUACACCAAUUGGGAAACAAGUCACAGAUGAAUUGAAGAAAGAGAGAAAAAGGUAGGCGAGUAGCAACAGGAGGCAAUGAUGGCAGUGAACACUACUGCAGUAGUAUUGUUGAUAUCACUAUGGUAUAUUGGACAUUUAUAUUUAUCAAAAGAAAAUGUUGUGAAUGUUUCUGUUGCAUUUUAUUAUGAAAUACAAUUGAUUGUUUGAA
This is a messenger RNA of Corticium candelabrum, 1929 nucleotides long. RefSeq lists its product as uncharacterized. The coding region runs from base 25 to 1776 and encodes 583 amino acids. The record is from RefSeq and is a predicted model, not a curated record. The transcript has 4 exons. Lineage: Eukaryota; Metazoa; Porifera; Homoscleromorpha; Homosclerophorida; Plakinidae.